Lathyrus sativus (Indian pea) is the source of this 486-nucleotide messenger RNA. The record is from the annotation of a GenBank genome assembly. Lineage: Eukaryota; Viridiplantae; Streptophyta; Magnoliopsida; Fabales; Fabaceae.
AUGGAGCAUCUACUUAUGCAUCUUGCAUAUGAAGCCUAUCUUGGUGGCCCCGUUCAAUACAGGUGGACGUAUCCCUUUGAAAGAUUCAUGGGUGAUUCAAAACGAUCAGUGAAGAAUAAAGCUAAAGUUGAAGGAUCAAUAUGUGCACAUUACUUGCAUCAGGAAACAUCACAUUUUUGCAGUCAUUAUUUCAAUAAUUUGAUGUUAACUCUAAGAAUCAUAAGGAAUGAAUUUGAUGUUAACAAAAGAAGUCAGUUUACCUUGUCAAUCUUCGGUCUUCUCGGUCGCCCCUCUGGAAAGGAGAAUGUGCAUGGGCUGACCCAAAAAGAAUUGCAAUCUGCACAUGUUCAUGUUCUAAUUUUCUUCCUCAACGUUAUUCCUUCACACAUCAGCUUGGGGGAUCUAGUUUUCCUUAGCAGACUCCCUUCGCACAACUUGGGGGGUCUGGUUUUCUUCAGCAGUAUUCCUUCACGCCGUAGUCUUUAG